This is a messenger RNA of Rhodamnia argentea, 2159 nucleotides long. Its product is annotated as alanine--glyoxylate aminotransferase 2 homolog 1, mitochondrial. Bases 635 to 1906 code for a protein of 423 amino acids. Gene Ontology annotation, biological process: glyoxylate catabolic process. The transcript has 9 exons. Gene Ontology annotation, molecular function: L-alanine:glyoxylate transaminase activity; pyridoxal phosphate binding. Lineage: Eukaryota; Viridiplantae; Streptophyta; Magnoliopsida; Myrtales; Myrtaceae. Gene Ontology annotation, cellular component: mitochondrion. The record is from RefSeq and is a predicted model, not a curated record.
UGCCUUUGUGCAUGCGAGCGAAGUCUGUAAUCUUUUUGCUUUUGCCUCUGAUACAUGUGGCGUUUUCUUCUUGAUUUUGUUUGGAUUUAGAUUGCUUUUCCUGUUUUCUGCUUGGAAGUGGCUCAUUUUUUGCAGUUUUUUCAACUUUGCAAGUGACCAAAAAAAAAAAAAAAAAACUUGUGAGUGAAUCAUCUGCGCUUUAAUUGGCAGAGCUGAUCAUCUUCUCCUCUUCCGUACAGGAAGAUAUCUGUUUGAUGGGUACUAAAGUAGGGGAAAAAAGAUGAUUUUGUUUCGUUCAUUUUCUUUCCCUAAAAGGAUGAGUGCCCAAAAAGAUUCUUGGCAUCGUCUUGAAAUAUGAUGUCAGAGAGAUUUUUCCAAGGCCAGGAAGUUGUUGAAAAGCAUCAUGAAGAAAUUCUUCGAGUUGAGUUUGAUAUUUGUGACGUGAUCGACGUGGGUUGUGCCCGAGAUACUUAAUCAACUGCUAAUUCUGCGUCUCUGAUCAGUUAGUGUGGCUGGAAAAUCGCCCAAUUGGUGGUUAUGUGUUUUGUCAUAUGUAUGUGCAUCCUUGUUAUGUAAAAACGAGACUUUUGGAACCCCUCUGGUCAGUUGCUCUUUGUGGCGGGUGCGUAACUGGAUGCGAUUCUCCGAUGUGCUGUUUAUGCUCCAGGUGUUUGCAAUUUCUUUCAAAUAUCUAUUGUUGUUUGUACAGCUUAAUAUCGUCGAAGGGAAAAUGCAAUAUUUGUUUGAUGAGAAUGGCAAGCGAUAUCUUGAUGCUUUUGCUGGGAUUGUUACCGUAUCUUGUGGACAUUGCCAUCCUGAAGUUCUGAAUGCUAUUGUGGAGCAAAGCAAGCUUCUGCAGCAUGCCACAACCAUAUAUUUGCACCAUGCAAUUGCCGAUUUUGCUGAGGCAUUAGCAUCGAAAAUGCCGGGAAACCUGAAGGUUGUGUAUUUUGUGAAUUCUGGUUCAGAAGCAAAUGAACUGGCAAUGCUGAUGGCUCGACUAUAUAGUGGUAAUCUUGAAAUGAUCUCCUUGAGAAACGCAUACCAUGGUGGCAGUUCUGGAACAAUAGGCCUUACGGCAUUAAACACAUGGAAGUACUCAAUACCGCAGGGAGAAAUCCAUCACGUUAUGAAUCCAGAUCCAUAUCAUGGGAUCUUUGGCUCUGAUGCCAGUAUUUAUGCAAAAGACGUGCAAGAUCACAUCGAUUAUGGUACCUCAGGAAAAGUUGCUGGUUUUAUAGCUGAAACCAUUCAGGGAGUUGGGGGAGCUGUGGAAUUGGCCCCUGGUUACUUAAAACUGGUGUAUGACAUGGUACGCAAGGCUGGUGGUCUUUGCAUAGCAGAUGAAGUGCAAACUGGAUUUGGUCGCACUGGGAGCCAUUAUUGGGGAUUUGAAACCCAGGGUGUCAUUCCAGACAUUGUCACCAUGGCAAAGGGAAUUGGGAAUGGUUUGCCAUUAGGAGCAGUGGUAACGACGCCAGAAAUUGCAAGUGUGAUGGCACAGAAAAUUCAGUUCAACACUUUUGGUGGUAAUCCAGUCUGCUCUGCUGGUGGACACGCAGUGCUUAGAGUUCUAGAUAAGGAGAAACGCCAAGAACAUUGUGCACAUGUUGGCUCCCAGUUGACUGCUCGUUUAAGGGAUCUUCAGGAGAGAUAUGAUAUCAUUGGAGAUAUUAGAGGCAGGGGCUUAAUGCUCGGCAUCGAGCUCGUCACGGACAGAAAAGAGAAGACGCCCGCUAAAGCAGAAACUGCGGUCUUAUUUGAGAAACUCAGAGAGCUUGGUGUACUGGUCGGUAAGGGCGGUUUGCAUGGAAAUGUCUUCAGAAUAAUGCCCCCGAUGUGCUUUAACAAAGAUGAUGCAGAUUUCCUCAUCGAUGCUUUUGAUUAUGCCCUCUCCAAGCUGUGAGCUGUUGGAAUAGUCCACAAGCUGAGACAGCCUUAGUUCCGCCAAUCCAUCAGUGAAGAAACAUUCUCAGCUGUAGCUCUGCUUCUGAUGCUGCCAGUUUUUCCUUUUCUUCGCUCAAUCCUAAUCUUGCAAUGUUAAUUUCAAGAAUGUUGAACUCGUUUGGCUCACGCAGCUGGCCUUAACUGUAAUUAUUAUGUAGCAGAUUUUAUUCCUGUCUCGUUUCUUCGACCAUUAUAUUCGAAGGCUUCUUUCG